Messenger RNA from Fusarium graminearum PH-1, 1284 nucleotides. RefSeq lists its product as uncharacterized. The transcript is spliced from 3 exons. Lineage: Eukaryota; Fungi; Ascomycota; Sordariomycetes; Hypocreales; Nectriaceae. Gene Ontology annotation, biological process: peptidyl-threonine phosphorylation; peptidyl-serine phosphorylation. Bases 1 to 1284 code for a protein of 427 amino acids. The record is from RefSeq and is a predicted model, not a curated record. Gene Ontology annotation, molecular function: protein serine/threonine kinase activity; ATP binding.
AUGCCCAUCGAUCCCCCAUUAAACCCGCCACAAAUCUUGGUAAAUGAUAUGCCAGUUCAAGAAAGAAGAAAGCCAAGCACCGCAGACUACAAAUAUGAAGGUAAUGGUCUUGUACCGAUUAGAAGCACCGAAAAAGAACUUGGCGCGUUGCUGCGAAUCCAUUGCGUCGAGGACGGGAUAGAUGGCGAGUUCUGGACUCACGCGCUACUGCGGCACAUUCUGUCCAGGGACCGGAUAAAAGAUGAGCUAAUGCAGCCAAAGUAUGGAUUCACGAAAGAUCAAGUCAACGAAUAUGUCAGCAAAAUACAUCCCCAUUUGGCAAAUGCUUCAUCUAAAACCAUCUAUAUCAGGAUCUUUGCGCUCCUGGCCCUGAUCGAGAAGAUUCAAGAUAUUGCACGUUUCAUCAGAGAAGAGGCUUGCGAUGAAAUACUUCCCAUCGUAAUCAGCCAAGUGAACAAACCUUUGACCGAAAUCACCUUGGACCGAGGCACUCAUAAGCCCUGGCGCCGGCUACGAGGCGAUGAACAACAUGACGGGUCCGAGGGAGCCUACGGAAUCGUCAUUCCUGUCGAGAUUCAUCCAACAGCGCAUUCGUUCCAGGAAUUAUUAAGAGGUGUAUGUGUCUCUAUCUCCUCACAAAGGUAUCUCUUGACUGCACUAAGUGCUGUCACACAAGACGAUAAAUGGAGUUUCAUCUUUCCUUGUGCAUCAUCCGACUUUGAUAGAUACAAGGAAACCAUUGAUCCUCCUCAGGGCAGGCGUGGAGCAAUGUGGCUUUUGACCCAGCUGACAGGGCUCAUUGGAGCAAUUGACACCAUUCACGACCCUAGGCAUUUGAAUCUGGGCCCACAGGGGAAGUAUGGUAGACAUGGGGACAUCAAGUGCGACAACAUUCUCUGUUUCAAGAAUUCAGACACCACAGAUGAUGUUCUUGUUAUCUCUGACUUUGGACUGUCAAAACUCAACAGCGACAAGAGUCGAUCUAACAUUCCUAAUGCAACGGUCCCUCCUGUUCCCGGGUAUCGUCCCCCGGAAUGUGACAUCGAAGGCGGCAAAGUUUCAAGAGCUUUCGAUGUUUGGACAAUCGGAUGCUUGUUUCUCGAGCUUAUAACCUGGUUCUUGGGAGGACCCAGCUACAUCAAAAAGUUCGAGAAGAAAAGGACCACGACAUUCAUCAAUGGCAUGAUGAACAAUAUUUUCUUCACCUUUCAAGAACUUGUUCCGAGAGAUUCUGGUGGAGCCAAAGCCAUACUAGUAAAGCCAGAGGUCACCGAAGUAAGUUAA